Molecule: messenger RNA, 1347 nt
Organism: Linnemannia hyalina
Lineage: Eukaryota; Fungi; Mortierellomycota; Mortierellomycetes; Mortierellales; Mortierellaceae
Source: the annotation of a GenBank genome assembly
AUGCCACGGGAAAUCAUCACCAUCCAGGCAGGACAAUGCGGAAACCAGAUCGGACAGGAGUUCUGGGCGCAAUUGUGUGCAGAGCACGGAAUCAGCAAGGACGGAACUCUGGAGGACUAUGCUACCGAGACCGGAGACCGCAAGGAUGUCUUCUUCUACCAGGCUGACGACGAACACUAUAUCCCACGCGCAAUUCUCAUCGACCUGGAGCCACGAGUCAUCAACACAAUCACAUCUUCGCCAUAUGCCAACCUCUACAACCCCGAAAACAUCUUUCUCUCCAAAGACGGUGGUGGUGCCGGAAACAACUGGUCACUCGGUUACGGAUCCGGCGAACGCGAGGCUGAGGAAAUCCUGGAAAAACUGGACCGGGAAGCUGACGGGAGUGAUUCGCUCGAGGGAUUCAUGCUGUUGCACUCGAUUGCGGGAGGUACAGGAUCAGGACUGGGUUCUUUCUUGUUGGAGAGGUUGAAUGAUCGGUACCCGAAGAAGCUGAUCCAGACUUAUUCGGUUUUCCCAAACAAUGAGGAGAUGUCAGAUGUAGUUGUGCAGCCUUAUAACAGUAUGCUGAGUUUGAAGCGGUUGACCCAGAAUGCGGACUGUGUUGUUGUUUUGGAUAAUGCGGCGUUGACCAGGAUUGCGUGUGAUCGGUUGCAUAUCCCUAACCCCACUUGGGCCCAGACCAACCAGCUCGUGUCGACGGUAAUGUCGGCAAGCACAACAACGCUUCGAUACCCAGGAUACAUGAACAACGACCUCGUAGGCAUGAUCGCCUCCUUGAUCCCGACCCCAAAAUGUCACUUCCUCCAGACCUCCUACACACCCUUCACGAGUGACGGGAUCGACCAGACGAAAUCUGUGAGAAAGACGACUGUCCUGGAUGUGAUGCGUCGGCUCUUGCAGCCCAAGAACAGGAUGGUCUCGACUACGCCCUCCAAGAAGAGUUGCUAUGUCUCCAUCCUUAAUAUCAUCCAAGGAGAGGCUGACCCUACUGAUGUACACAAGUCGUUGCUGAGAAUUCGGGAGAGGAGGUUGGCGUCGUUUAUUCCUUGGGGUCCUGCCAGUAUCCAGGUCGCAUUGACCAAGAAAUCUCCCUACGUCCAAACCCCACACCGUGUCAGCGGCCUCAUGCUCGCCAACCAUACCAGCAUCGCCUCUCUGUUCAAGAGGACGUGUGACCAAUUCGACAAGCUGCGGAAACGAAAUGCUUUCUUGGAACCCUACAGACAGGGGUCGUUGUUCCAGGAUGGAUUGGAGGAAUUCGACGAGUCCAGAGAAGUUGUCCAGGAUCUCAUCAACGAGUACGAAGCUUGUGAGAACGCGGAUUAUGUCAACUACGGCCAGUAG